This is a messenger RNA of Lodderomyces oxycetoniae, 1050 nucleotides long. Its product is annotated as mRNA splicing protein. The record is from RefSeq and is a predicted model, not a curated record. Gene Ontology annotation, biological process: RNA splicing; generation of catalytic spliceosome for second transesterification step. Gene Ontology annotation, cellular component: U2-type post-spliceosomal complex; U4/U6 x U5 tri-snRNP complex; U5 snRNP. The transcript has a single exon. The coding region runs from base 1 to 1050 and encodes 349 amino acids. Lineage: Eukaryota; Fungi; Ascomycota; Pichiomycetes; Serinales; Debaryomycetaceae.
AUGGACUUUUCAUCUCUUUUAUCAAAGGAAAUAAAUAAGAAACGGAAAAUUAAUAAAAUUACCAAAACGGGUAAUACAGGAAAGAAGCACCAUGGUAAGAAAUUGAAGCAAACCAAAGAGGAGGAGGAGGAGGAGCAAACCAAGGGAAAAGAAAUCAUUGAUAUAUACGAGGAACCAGUUUCUCAACCCGUGCUUGCGCGUGAGCCAAAAGUUUCAAUCAGAGAAGAGGGACUUUGUCAAGAAGAAAUCGAUGCGAAAUUGACCCAGUAUAACGAACUUGACAAGAGCUUGACAAAGAAUGAAAAACUAAAGAGACUCCAUUUUUUGCUCAAGCUUGAUUUACAGAAUCAAAAGUAUGCUGACUGGGUGAAUAAGGAGAGAUGUUACUACGAAGAUCCCGAAAAACAAAGAAUUAAGCUCGAAUCAGUAAUGAACAUUGAAUCUCAUCGUGAUGAACUAAGAGUUCAAAUUAGAGUUUAUCUAAAGACGUUGAUAAACGAAUGGGAUAAAUUAAAGGAUAAAUCUGAUGAUGAUGAGUAUUUACUCAAAGAAACCAAAACUGGAAUAAUCAAACUAUUGUACAAGCUAAGAAGUGACAAAUUAUCAAACGAAAUGUUGAUAUCUUUAUCGACUAUCAUCUACCAUCUUCAAGCUAACCAAUUCAACAAAGCAAAUGAAAGUUAUUUGCAAUUGAGUAUUGGGAACGUUUGUUGGCCAAUUGGAGUCGUUAAUGUUGGAAUUCAUGCAAGAAGCGCAAGUCUGAAAAUUGCCGGUACCCAUAGCACCAGUAAUAUCAUGGUUGGCGAGUCUACAAGAAGAUGGGUUAUCAGUGUUAAAAGGUUGAUCAAUUUCAAAGAAAGAGAAUACAGAGUGAUGCCUUUGAGCAGCAACACUAUCGAGCAAAGCGAGAUAGUGGAGCAGCAUACAGGAAAGAACCACCAUGGAAAGAAAUUGAAGCAAACCAAAGAGAAGGAGAAGGAGGAGGAGGAGGAGGAGGAGGAGGAGAGGAGGAGCAACAUACAGGAAAGAAGCACCAUGGAAAGAAAUUGA